AGACUGAUUGUUGCAUCAGUUUCGGUCCAAAAUUAAGGAUGAACAGAAUCGCUGGUGUCUUGUGUUUGAUGGCGGUCGGCGCCAUGGCUCUGCCUUCGCAGCAGCCCGACUGGAUGGGCUGCGGCGGCCAGGGCUUGAGCCUGUGCCUGCAGAUGAGGGCCCUCAAGUUCGUCGACAACCUCAACCAGCAAGGAAAGGUUGAGCUCACCGACGGUGUUGUCCUCGUCGGAGAGCCCGCUAAGGCCGGCCGUGCCCUCAACAACUUGGAAGACUCCCUGCCCUCCGACGCCGAUGAGCGCGAGAACCAGGUCCAGCAGCUGCUGGUCGAACGCGUCGCCCGUUUCCUCUCCACCCACACCCUGCAGGUCAAACUGCCCGAGGAGUCCAUCGAUGAAAUGAAGCGCUCUGUUGAGGAGGGCCGCAAGAAGAAGAAGAAGUUCCUGCUGCCCCUUCUGUUGGCCCUGAAGCUCAAGGCCAUCGCCCUGGUUCCCCUCAUCAUCGGUGCCCUCUUCAUCCUGGCCUUCAAGGCUCUGGUCGUCGGCAAGAUCGCUCUCGUCCUCUCCGCCCUGAUCGGCCUGCAGAAGUUGCUUGGCGGCCACAAGACCGUUGAGGUUGUGUCCUCCCACGGCUACGAAAGCGACCACCACUACGGCCGCUCCGCCGACAACCUGGCCUACAGCGCCCACGCUCCCCAGUAAAGCGCCAGCAACCAGCGGCAGCAGACUCUUGACUUUUCCCGACUUUUUCUCCCUGCUCUAUGUCUCUCUUCCAAACCUAAAAUGACGGACUGACGCCGGCAUUUCGACUGACUGCACCCUCUCCAAACUCUCUACCGUUUACAAACAAAACCUCAGGACUGCCAGAAAAUCAAAAACCACCAACACAUUGCUCAAUCUUGCCCUCUUCAACCACCUCUGCUCACAGACUUUCUUCCGAACUGUUUUUUCUCACUCAAUCACUCUCUCUAUUGACUCGGACUGUGCGUUAUUUAUUAAUUAAUUAAUUUAUUGCAAUUAUUUAAAAUUAAAAAUAAUCACACCGGUGCCCACUUUGUCGUCUGCUCAAAUUGCAGCAGGCGCGGUGGCUGAAAAUGUUGUUUCCCUUCUGUUUCCGAAGCGCCUCUGUCUUUUCUUAUUAUGUAAUAAAGUGUACAAAAGCCAUAAAA
Cloeon dipterum is the source of this 1165-nucleotide messenger RNA. RefSeq lists its product as uncharacterized. Bases 39 to 698 code for a protein of 219 amino acids. The record is from RefSeq and is a predicted model, not a curated record. Gene Ontology annotation, cellular component: membrane. The transcript is spliced from 2 exons. NCBI's taxonomy places the organism in Eukaryota, Metazoa, Arthropoda, Insecta, Ephemeroptera, Baetidae.